Molecule: messenger RNA, 825 nt
Organism: Pseudomassariella vexata
Lineage: Eukaryota; Fungi; Ascomycota; Sordariomycetes; Amphisphaeriales; Pseudomassariaceae
Product: BIG/ATPase V1 complex, subunit S1
Exons: 3
Coding region: 1-825 (274 amino acids)
Biological process (GO): (1->6)-beta-D-glucan biosynthetic process; fungal-type cell wall biogenesis
Cellular component (GO): endoplasmic reticulum membrane
Source: RefSeq, a predicted model, not a curated record
AUGCGUCUCUCCGUAGCAGCGACUCUCGCUGCUUGCAGCACUUCUGCACAAGCAUUCACCGACUCGUCUCCUUUCCUCAUGUUCUCUACUUCCAAAUUCCCUGAACUUAGUCAAUCACAGCUCCAGACGAGCUCCUCCGUUCUAGACUCGGCCAAGAAGAUCCUUUCCUCGUGCCCAAGCAGCCGCUACCUCGUCAUCACACAGCCCAACCUCAACGCCGGCCACCUCAGAUCCAGCGACGCGGCACCAAAACUCCGACAAGCACUAGAAAGCACCAAGAUCGAUGGCCGAUUCAGCGUGGCCGAGGUCGCCGGAUCGCUCGACAUCAAGGAGCUGACAAGCUACAUUGAGAAGGCCUGCCAGGGUCAUAACCCAUCCGUGGAUCAGGUCGUCCUCGAGACUAUUCCUACAUCCGGCGUCAGCACCAUGACCGUGCAGGAGAACGAUGAUGACCUCGGCAUCGUGCUGGACCAGUAUGACAUGGAGGACUCGUACACCGUUAUCUACACGUCCGGACCCCGAUCCGAGGCGCUGGCUGGCGAGCCGAAGAUCUACGAAGCUGGUUUCCAAGAUACCGUGCACAUGGAGCUGAAGAGACACCUGCAGCAGGUUGCGAGGAACGCUUCUCCUAUUAACAGUACCACCAACCUGCCUCUUUUCGAGAAGUACCAGUUCUUUACGCCUGGCAUCUUCAUGGGCCUCGUUGCCAUCGUCGUGCUCUUCUCCAUCUUGGGAGUUGGUGUUAAGGCUCUCAGCAGCCUUGAAGUCUCUUACGGUGCGUUUGAUAAGGACGUGGGUCCGGUGGCCCAGAAGAAGCAGCAGUAG